AGCGUCGUAAGACCGCUACAUUAUUUGGCUGAUGAGUUCCGAUUUAGAACAGGAUAAAGCAUAAUGAAUUUAUUAUUCCCUUCUAUUUGUGUCGAAAUCGUGAAUUACUGUGUUGACGAAUUUAUAUAUGGCUGCUGGACCGAUUGCGGAAAGAAAUCAAGAUGCUACGAUUUAUGUCGGUGGGCUGGAUGAUAAAGUUUCGGAAACUUUGCUGUGGGAACUUUUUGUUCAAGGAGGCCCAGUGGUAAAUGUUCAUAUGCCGAAAGACAGAGUGACGCAAAUGCACCAAGGUUAUGGCUUUGUGGAAUUUCUAAGUGAAGAUGAUGCGGACUAUGCCAUAAAAAUAAUGAACAUGAUAAAGCUUUAUGGGAAGCCAAUAAGAGUAAAUAAAGCAUCUGCUCAUCAAAAGAAUUUGGAUGUGGGUGCAAAUAUAUUUAUCGGAAAUCUAGACUCCGAAGUUGACGAAAAGCUGCUUUACGAUACAUUUUCAGCAUUUGGUGUAAUAUUGCAAACUCCAAAGAUUAUGCGAGACCCUGAAACUGGCAAUUCUAAAGGUUUCGCUUUUAUAAACUUUGCCAGUUUCGAGGCAUCGGACGCAGCAAUGGAUGCAAUGAACGGACAAUAUCUUUGCAAUAGACCAAUAUCUGUGUCGUACGCAUUCAAAAGAGACUCGAAAGGCGAACGUCACGGAUCAGCAGCGGAAAGGCUUUUAGCUGCGCAAAAUCCAUCUUCUCACGCCGACAGGCCGCAUCAGCUUUUUGCGGAUGCUCCAGUUCCAACUAUGAUUCCUGUUUUGCCAGGACAAAUUAUUCCACCUCCGUUGUUGGCACCACCUCCCCCUCCAACAGCGAGCACGUCGUCAAUGAUACCCCCACCUCCACCAGUUCCUCCACCACAGACUUCAUUUGUGCCUCCACCCCCCCUACCGCCUAUUGGUGGUGCUCAAACCCUACCUCCUCCAGUUGGAAUUCCUCCGCCACCCAGAAUGUUACCACCAGGCGCCUGGUCAUCUGGAACUCCGGCUCCGCCUCCCCCAAACUGGAGACCAUCUGCCAAUUUUCCUCCAGUAUCGUACCCACCCACACAAUUUAACGGCGAGCAACCAGUUAGUUUCCAAUAUUAAUUAUAGUUUUGUUAUUAAAACUAAAAAUAACUUUGUAAAUGAAAAUUGUGUAGUGGGAAAGAACCAAUAUUUUUAAUAUAUUGUAAAAGGUGAAUAGACAA
This is a messenger RNA of Musca domestica (house fly), 1224 nucleotides long. It is a transcript of the gene Spx, whose product is annotated as splicing factor 3B subunit 4. The transcript is spliced from 3 exons. Bases 128 to 1123 code for a protein of 331 amino acids. NCBI's taxonomy places the organism in Eukaryota, Metazoa, Arthropoda, Insecta, Diptera, Muscidae. The record is from RefSeq and is a predicted model, not a curated record. Gene Ontology annotation, cellular component: nucleolus; U12-type spliceosomal complex. Gene Ontology annotation, molecular function: RNA binding. Gene Ontology annotation, biological process: positive regulation of mRNA splicing, via spliceosome.